Molecule: messenger RNA, 915 nt
Organism: Selaginella moellendorffii
Lineage: Eukaryota; Viridiplantae; Streptophyta; Lycopodiopsida; Selaginellales; Selaginellaceae
Exons: 6
Coding region: 22-627 (201 amino acids)
Source: RefSeq, a predicted model, not a curated record
GCUUACUUCUUGACUGCGGCUAUGGCGGCUGUGGCCUCACUCGCGUCAUUCUUGGGUGUUACAUCAAGCAGGACUUUAGCCACACCCGGGCUGCUGCUUCGGAAAUGCAAUCGGAACUCCGAGCUCUGCGUCGCCGCUCCCCAACACCCACUUGGGUUGCUGCGAGCAUCCUCUCAAGACAAUGUUCCUGCCGAGAUCCGGGACGACCCCAAAUUCGUCGCUAUAAACGACGAUGAUCCAAGCUACGGGCCUACAGCAAUGCUCUUGGUGGGAUUUGACAAUCACGAGAUUCCCAAGGUGAUCGAAUACCUCAAGGGCAUGGGUGCGGAGGCCAUCGUCAAGGUGAUUGUGUGCUGCGAGGACAUGCUGCGCGAGACGCUGUGGGAGUGCAUGCAGCGUCCAUCCAACGUGAGCAACCCCCCUCCUGGUACCGCAGGCAGGAUGCCACGCAUUUGCUUCAUGUCGGGCAUGACGGGCCAAGAGGUGGUGACCAUUGUGCAAAGCUUCCCCGGAAUAGGGUUGGAGGACACCGCAUUCGCGGCGCUGGUGCCAAAAACCGCUGGCCAGAGCCUGGAGCAAGUCAUGGAAGAGGUUAUCGGAGAUCACGAGAGACUGAAGAAACAUUGACAUUGAGGACGAUCACACCUUGGGAGGAGGAGGCGGGUAGCCGGGCUGGCCGGGUGGAGGAAUUGGGUAGCCGACCGCUGCUGGAGCCUGCAUGCUUCUACCCCUUUUCCCGCAGUAGUAGCACAAGAGCGCCAACAAAAGGAUGAAGAUGGCCACAAUGGGCAGCGGGAUCACAUACACAUACCGACCCAUAAUCGCCGAAAGAGCAAAAAUCCCUAGCUAGGAACAAGAGGAGAUCCACCGACCUUGCUUAAAAAGAAGGGAAAAAGAGAAUAAGCUUCGUAAGAA